Messenger RNA from Rubroshorea leprosula, 1137 nucleotides. NCBI's taxonomy places the organism in Eukaryota, Viridiplantae, Streptophyta, Magnoliopsida, Malvales, Dipterocarpaceae. The record is from the annotation of a GenBank genome assembly.
CUCCCUGCAUUCCAAUUUGGUAGCAAAGAAAUUAAAAUUAGUUCGAUAAGUGAUAUGGGUAAAAGCGCAGUGCUCAUUGUUGGGGGAACGGGCUAUUUGGGGAAGAGGCUGGUGAAGGCAAGUCUGGAACAAGGUCAUGAAACCUAUGUACUCCACCGGCCGGAGAUUGGUGUUGAUAUUGAGAGAGUGCAGAUGUUAUUGUCGUUCAAGGAGCAAGGUGCUCGCCUUGUCUCCGGUUCUCUGAACGAUCACCGGAGCCUUGUUAAUGCGGUGAAGUUAGCGGAUGUUGUUAUCUGUGCAAUAUCAGGCGUCCAUAUCCGCAGCCACCAAAUUCUCCUCCAGCUCAAGCUCGUUGAUGCCAUCAAAGAGGCCGGUAAUGUUAAGAGAUUCCUCCCGUCUGAAUUUGGCACGGAUCCGGCAAGAAUGAAGGAUGCAAUGGAGCCUGGAAGAGUAACAUUUGAUGAUAAAAUGACUGUGAGGAAAGCAAUUGAAGCUGCUGGAAUUCCUUUCACUUAUGUUUCUGCAAACUGCUUUGCUGGUUACUUUCUUGGCGGUCUUUGCCAACCUGGGAAAAUACUUCCUUCCAAAGAACAUGUCCUCUUUUUGGGUGAUGGAAACCAAAAGGCAAUAUAUGUUGAUGAAGAUGAUAUAGCGAUGUACACGAUCAAGAGCAUAGACGAUCCUCGUACCCUGAACAAGACCCUGUACAUAAGGCCACCUAAAAACAUCUUAUCUCAGAGGGAAGUUGUGGAGAUCUGGGAGAAGCUGAUAGGAAAAGAGCUGCUUAAAUCCUCAAUUUCAAAGGAAGAAUUUCUGGGUACCAUGAAGAGCAAGGAUUAUGCAGAGCAAGUGGGAUUAACACAUUACUAUCAUGUUUGCUAUGAAGGAUGCCUUACCAACUUUGAAAUUGGAACCCAAGGAGAAGAAGCUUCUAAGCUUUACCCAGAAGUAGAGUACACUUCUGUGGAGGAGUAUCUCAAACGCUAUCUAUGAUAAAUUCAAAAAUUAAUGUGCUAUAUCUACAUUAUCAACUGGUGACCAAGGGUUGUCUGGUUCAAUAAAGCGUUGUUGCUAUGUUGUUGUUCAAGAUUUUCUUAUGCAUGCACCCUUCAAGUGAAAUGAAUUAUGUUGCACAGA